Fomitopsis serialis is the source of this 1077-nucleotide messenger RNA. RefSeq lists its product as uncharacterized. The transcript has a single exon. The coding region runs from base 1 to 1077 and encodes 358 amino acids. The record is from RefSeq and is a predicted model, not a curated record. Lineage: Eukaryota; Fungi; Basidiomycota; Agaricomycetes; Polyporales; Fomitopsidaceae.
AUGUCGAACUUCCUCCGCGAAGCUCUCACCGACAAGCUUGGCCUAUGGGAAGACCGAGGAUGGAGAGACGUACCGAACGCCGUGCACCUCAGAGCCCUAGUAAACCGCCUGAGAACGCGGUGCGCCAUAACCACAAUGCGUGUCCGGUCACCUACAACAGACAAAGAAACACUGAAAAGCGCGAAACGGGCAAUCCGCAUUGCAGCAAACCUCGGAACCAUCCGCCGUGCCGAUCCGCAGAUCGACGCGAGGUUCCUCCUUUCAGGGGCCCGCCUAAGCACCCUGUCCCAAGCACUAGCACAUAAAAGCAUCAACGCCAUGAACAUAAAGCCGCAACGACAACGCACCAUCAACAUCCUAGACUCCGUCCAACACCACUUCGCCACAGCACUUAAGACGGCCGUCACCCACAAGGACAUAUGGCGAAGCAUACGACACCGCGAUAUCCGCCUCCAGAUUACCGAUUUCUUAUGGAAGAUCACACACGGAGCCAUGCGCUGCGGCGAGUAUUGGGCAAACAUCCCUGGCUAUGAAGAGCGCGCCUACUGCUCAUGGUGCGGUGAACUCGAAUCAAUGGAACACAUACUCCUCGAGUGUACAGCGUCCGGUCAAGAGGUAAUAUGGGUGUUGGCCGAAGAGACUUGGACCCUGAAAGGCCAGCCAUGGAGCACCCCGUGCAUCGCAGAAAUAAUAGGAGUAGGUCUCAGAGCGUGGAAAAAGGCAGGCCCAAGCAAGGAUGAGGAUAAAGAAGCAUCGCGUCUGUGGAAGAUCUUACUAUCGGAAUCUCUCUACCUAAUCUGGAAACUCAGAUGCGAAAGAGUCAUCGGUCACGCCGAUGAGGAGGGAUGGACCCACUCUGACCGAUCAGUGUCCCGGAAAUGGGCACACGCAAUGAACGCACGAAUAUCUCAAGAUAGAGCGAUGACACACGCUCGCUUCGGCCGGACGGCGCUCAAACGAGACCAGGUACUAGGUACCUGGAAAGGUACCCUCAAAGACGAACAACAUCUACCGAGCGACUGGACUCGCUCACGGGUUUUAGUGGGUAUAGCCCCGGGCGCUUUUGACCCCGGGUGA